AUGGCAAGACCAAUGCCAAGACCAUCGGUCUCGAUCAAAACCCUUGUUCCGUUCUCUGCAACCUCUCUCACCUUCAUCUUCCUCUUAAUCUCCGUCCUCCCCGUCCUCUCUAUCUUGACGUUCCUUUGCGCUUCCCACGGCAAACCCAAGAAGUCGGCAAAGCGCGGCCUGUCUGUCCCUGGGUCCAGCGAGAAGAGGCUCUUCUCGAGGCUCAACAGCAGCAUCAGCAGCAAGGCGCUCCUGAUGGCGAAGAUGAUAUCAUGGAAGAAGACGGAGGGAGGAGAAGAAGACGAUGGCGAGGACAGCGACGAAGCUCUCUGGAGGAAGACGAUCAUUAAAGGAGAACGGUGCCGGCCCCUGGAUUUCUCCGGGAAGAUCGAGUACGACGCGGAAGGAAACAUCGUAACUGCGUAG
Molecule: messenger RNA, 414 nt
Organism: Rhodamnia argentea
Lineage: Eukaryota; Viridiplantae; Streptophyta; Magnoliopsida; Myrtales; Myrtaceae
Exons: 1
Coding region: 1-414 (137 amino acids)
Source: RefSeq, a predicted model, not a curated record